This is a messenger RNA of Coccinella septempunctata (seven-spotted ladybird), 2372 nucleotides long. RefSeq names its product runt-related transcription factor 2 (gene RunxA). Gene Ontology annotation, biological process: regulation of DNA-templated transcription. The coding region runs from base 591 to 2045 and encodes 484 amino acids. The record is from RefSeq and is a predicted model, not a curated record. Gene Ontology annotation, cellular component: nucleus. Gene Ontology annotation, molecular function: RNA polymerase II cis-regulatory region sequence-specific DNA binding; ATP binding; DNA-binding transcription factor activity, RNA polymerase II-specific. The transcript has 7 exons. Lineage: Eukaryota; Metazoa; Arthropoda; Insecta; Coleoptera; Coccinellidae.
GUGAUUUAGGGAGAGCACUUCAGUGGCUUUCCAAACCGCCAAUUUCGAAGAUCUCCCGCUGCUACUCGUCCACCUGUGCGUGUUUUUCGAACGUGUCGCGUCAAACCGUCAGUGUUCUUCCGUUCCAAACUUGAACCCUUCGGAUAAUUUUUAAAUCACCUGAGCGCACGCGGUCUGUGACGCGGACGUGUAGUGUGUAAACGACAGGUUACUAUUUUUUCCACCCCACCCCCCACUGAAAAAGUUCCAUUCAGAAAAAAGAGUCGUCGCUACGUCAUGUGUUGCUUGGCAACACGCGUAUAUCGUUGCGUGUGAAUGUUCCGUUAUGAUUUUUGAUUUUCCGAACUGAUUCGUCGCCUAAUUCGAUUGUGGAGUUUGAUUCGGUAUCUUUGGAGGAGUUUUGGAUCUUUUUCGCUUUGAAAUGUCUUGGAUGGCAGAUGAUUCAGAAGAAUAUAUGAGUUUCUGACAUAAUUGGCAAGAAACAUGCUCCAUCAUCCAAUUAUAACCCAGCACAAAAUGCCUGGACGGAGGUGAUGCUGUUUUGAUUCGGGACUAGAGUUUUUCAAAUUGGUGCUCCACACAGAGAGAAAAUGCAUCUUACUACGAACUCACAAACUGUGAGCGCAACAGCAUCCUCACCAGAAGGCACAGUCCUUCUGAAUGAUACCUACACCAAGAUGACGUCUGAUAUCCUAGCCGAAAGAACACUCAACGACUUCUUGUCGGAACAUCCUGGCGAACUUAUCAGAACGGGCAGUCCUCUCUUCGUCUGUACCGUAUUACCGCCUCAUUGGAGGUCAAACAAGACUCUACCAGUGGCGUUCAAAGUGGUCGCGUUGGGUGAUGUGGGGGAUGGUACCGUAGUGACAGUUAGAGCGGGUAAUGACGAGAAUUAUUGUGCGGAAUUGAGGAAUUGUACGGCCGUUAUGAAGAACCAAGUGGCGAAGUUUAAUGACUUGAGGUUCGUGGGAAGGAGUGGAAGGGGAAAAAGCUUCACUCUCACAAUAAUGAUCUCCUCAACACCUCCACAAGUUGCCACCUAUAAUAAAGCCAUCAAAGUCACCGUUGAUGGUCCACGGGAGCCUAGAUCAAAAACAAUUUUUUUUCCAGGACAACAGCAACAGUUUCAUUUCGCCUUCGGUCAGAGACCAUUUCCCUUCGCUACAUCAGAUCCAUUAUCUACAUUCAGAAUGCCACCUAUUGGAAAUUGUAACAAUAUGACACAGUUCGGUCUCACAUCCACUAACUCUCAUUGGGGAUAUGGAGCUGCAGGUGCUUAUUCUCCAUAUUUCACACCAAGCACGCUGGGGUCUUGUGCAGCUCCUACAGCAUCACAGUUCAAUACUCCAGCUCUGGGUUUCUCUGGAACAACCCCUGAACAAUCCUCAACACAGGAUGCUUUCGGCAGCAGUACUUCUGCCACCUCACUACUUCCAGACUCAGCAGCCUCUGAUUUGGAUCAGCACUUGGGGUUGGUUGGCCAGAACCAUAACCACGUCCAAACACAUUCUUCCUCGCUACUCGUUCCUAGAUAUUCCACCACUCACUCAGAUUUCACCUUGUCGGGCGCAAGAUCCAUAUCGGACAACUCAAGUGCAGCCGAAAGUCCAGUCCAAGACGACCUCCUGCCAUCCCAUACAUCCCUCGGUUCGAAUCAUCUCAACAGUGCCAAUGUGCAGCUUCACCAGAACAUGACUUCCAGCAGCGCAUAUCCUAGCUCCAACUGUAACAAUUCUAUAUACCCAGUCUUACCUGCCAGUCUCCUUUACUCUCAGCUUUACUCAGCAGCUAACCAGAGCCACAAUUUCCAUUCCUUCCACUCUCACACCAGCCAGGCUCAUCACAAUGAUAUCCAGAGCGUAAUGGACCAACUUUCGACCAACCAGAGGCAGAUGAAUGGUAGUACUGACCUUCUAUUAGCUAAUAACGUAACGUGCGCAGCCGCAGCGGCACGUCAAGAUGAUGCACACCCAAGGGGCCUCAGCUCUGGUACUCAGCGAGGACCUGCGCAGAAUGGUGAAUCGGUGGUGUGGAGACCUUACUGACUGAGGUUCGUUCAGUUGAUAUCGAAAACAAUGUGAUUAUUUGUGCAAUAUUAGGUAGACUCUCGAUUAUUUUUGAUCGAUUCUCGAAUAUUAUGGACGACGAUAGUUUUUGAAUUUUUGUGAAUUAUCUACAUUGGGUCAAAUUUUAAUUAUGUUAUGUUAUUGUUUUUGUUUGUAUAGAUGCACGAAUUGGAAGUUUUCUGAUUGUUGAACUAAAAUUAAUAUUAUGCUUCUACUGCCUAGGAAAUUGGUGAAAAUAACAACUCGAGACUAUUUUCAGAGUAACAUCCCUAUUUGAGUUGUUUGAACCUUUUUACAAAUUUCUGC